Scylla paramamosain (green mud crab) is the source of this 4556-nucleotide messenger RNA. Its product is annotated as integrin alpha-5-like. The record is from RefSeq and is a predicted model, not a curated record. Gene Ontology annotation, biological process: cell-cell adhesion; cell adhesion mediated by integrin; integrin-mediated signaling pathway. NCBI's taxonomy places the organism in Eukaryota, Metazoa, Arthropoda, Malacostraca, Decapoda, Portunidae. The transcript has 25 exons. Gene Ontology annotation, molecular function: integrin binding. Gene Ontology annotation, cellular component: integrin complex; external side of plasma membrane. The coding region runs from base 353 to 2806 and encodes 817 amino acids.
AGAGAGAGAGAGAGAGAGAGAGAGAGAGAGAGAAAUAAGUGAAAACAUGAAACAAGAGACGAAAAAAAAGGUUAAGAAAAAAAGAAUAAAUAAAAAGAAUAAGGAGACAGUGAACAUUGAAUAAAAAAAAGUGAACAAGAAAAAAGCAAAAAAAAAAAAAAAAAAAAAAAAAGAAAACAGAUAAUAAAAAAAGAAUGAAGAGGUGAAGGAAAAUAAGGAAUCAAAGAAAGGAAGGACAAGAAAGAUAGAGAAGCAAGAUAAACAAAGAGAAAAACAAGCAUAAGAUAACAAGAGGAAGAAGAACUAGGAAGAGGAAGAAGAAGAAGAAGAAGAAGAAGAGGGAAAGAAGAAAAUGAUGUUUGAAAGAGGAAAAAAAUGGGCUGGGAAUUUUAUUAGUGUGAUGAUGAUAAUGAUGCUGUAUGGAGGAGGAGGAGGAGGAGGAGGAGGAGGAGGAGGAGGAGGAGGAGGAGGAGGAGGAGGAGGAGGAGGAGGAGGAGGAGGAGUGCAAGGUCUUCAGUUCUAUCCUGAAUAUUCCAUAGUGAUUUCCGGCCCUUCGUCCUCUUUGUUCGGAUACAGUGUGGCAUUCUGGAACCAAGCAAAUGUACUGAAGGUGGUAGUGGGGGCACCAAGAAGCAAGGAGUCCAAUCUAUCAGGAGGCAACACAGUGCUAGGCGCGAUACAUGUUUGUGACGUGACGGAACUGAACGAUUGCCCCGUCGUGGCCUCGCUGCCCAAGAGCGUAAAGCCAGACUGCGCCGAAUGCACCAAUGAGAAGCUGCAGUUUGAGGGGCCCGAGGUGUUUCAAAAUGACACAGUUGGAUUAGGAGAAAGUCUGGCUUCCAAUCCUAAGGGUGAUAUUUUGGCGGCCUGCGCCCCCCGAUACCCAGUCUUGGACCUCUCCAGCUAUGAACUACAUCCAAGGGGCGCCUGUUACCUGAUGGAGGAUACUUCCGUCAAGAGCGCCUUCCCGUUUACAGAGCAGAGUCUCCACGUGGGUAAUAAGCUGGAAGGCGGGAUAAACGUCAAGCUGGUAGCAAACAAUAACCAUGACUUCACUGCGUAUGCCUCGUUUGGAUUCAGCGUAGUUUUCAAUAAGAUCGGCACGAAAAGGGUGUUCAUGGGCGCCCCCCACGCCUUCAGGAGAGAAGGUGCGACCGUGUAUUAUGGGAGAGAGGUCAAUACAUUCAGGAGCACAAAGGACAAGAUGAAGAAUGAAACAGAUUAUGAGGACAACUUGGAAGGCUGGGCUACCUGUGUGGGGCGUUUUGGUAAGGAUAACAAACAUAGAGAAGAAUCCGUAGCAGUGACAAGACCAGGGCACGACGACCUUGUUGGGGAGAUAAUCUUCUACGACAAGAGCCUGAAGGCUGGAUAUAGGGCGCCCACACCCCUGGAAGGCCGGCAGAUGGGGGGCUGGUUUGGAUACGCUAUAGCCACAUGCAACGUUGAUAAGGACAACUAUGAUGAUCUAGUGGUGGGCGCCCCUCUGACCCACCGCGACACAGAGGAAUACCCCGACGAAGGAGCUGUCUAUAUAUACUACGCUCCCCUACACGAGAAUCCCCCAAGGAGGUCUCCACUGAUCCUGUACGGGGGACUAUCUUGGGGUCGUUUUGGCACCUCUGUCGCCUGUGUGAACGACCUUAACGGCGAUAAGUAUUUAGACGUGGCAAUCGGGGCGCCGGGGGCAACUGGAAGAGUGUACAUUUACAAAGGAGGGGAAGGUGGACUGGAUCCGCACCCCAUGCAGAUCCUUCAUGCGUCACAGUUCCUCCCCUCCGUCACCGCCUCCUUCGGGUUCGGCUUCAGUGUCACAGGAGGGAAGGACAUAGAUGGCAACAACUUCCCUGAUAUCUUAAUUGGAGCGCCCUUCUCUGAUGCUGCCGUCCUAGUGAGAACCUCGCCACUUAUCUCUCUGGCAGCAAAGGUGUGGUUUGACCCGCCACAGGUAGACAUCAAUGACCUCAAGUGUAAAGUGAGAGAGCAUAGCACGCUUCUAAUCUGCUCUACCCUUUAUGUUGAUAUGCAAUACAAGACCAACACAGAAAGGAUCCCUGAGGUGCUUGAAAUUGACCUCCAGCUGACCCUUGACCCUGAAGAGAAGCGCCUAUCCUUUUUCAACGAACUGACGGGAAAGUGGAACCAAAUCAUUAAUGUAGCUCAUAACAUUACGAAGAACAAGGGCGAAAAUGUUUUGAGCGUUAAAAUCUAUGGGAAGCCAGCCUCCUUCUACUACGAGAUACCUGUCAACGCAUCAGUAACCGGAAACCUUGUUGUUCCUUCACCUCCUCCUCCUUCAUCUCCCCAUUCUCUUCCUCCUCAUCCUCCUCCUGCCCUCAGUUCCUCCCACCCUGCAAUCUUCAACUCUUCUCUAACUCUCCUAUGCGAAAGGUGUCACUACCGGACGGACUUGAAUCUUGAGACUGUAGCACCAGCCUACCUGGUAAUGGGCGAGGAGAAGGUGAACCUGUCAGCUCUAAUUACCUGCCUGAAUGACACGGCUGAGGACACUACGCUACAGGUGACCUUCCCACGUGACCUGCGUUUCGAGAUGUCAAGGAGCAGUAAGUAUUCUCCUCUCUGCUUGCCGAAGGAAGAGGAAGAAGAAGAGGAAGAGGAAGAGGAGGAGGGUGUGUCCACUCUCACAUGCACCUUCAGUAACUUUCUUCAACCUGGAGAGGAGGUUAAACUUGACUUAAUGUUCAGUCAAGCCGUCACUGGUCAGCCCCUCCUGCUCCAGUCACCAGAAGGGGACACCGCCCCCUCCACUUUAACCUCUCGGUGUCCAGCUCGACCGAGGACAUGAACGUGACAGACAACUCAAACAGUGUCCUCGUGCCAAGACUGUCCCAGAUCAAGCUGACGUCGUUGGGAUACUCAGACCCAGAGACGGUGGAGAUACUGCCAGAGAGAUACCUCAAGACACUGCUGAAGGUGGAUGAGCAGGUGGAGCAGGAGGUGAAGGAGUGGAUGGCCAACACAUCAGUUUUCUACCUUGGUCCACCUGUUACUCACCAGUUUGUUGUACAGAAUAAUGGGCCUUCACCCCUCCAAGGCUUCCAGGUGGAAGCGUGGAUGCCUCUUAAUCACAAUGGUGAAAGAGUUCUGUACCUGGCGGAGGAACCAUCAACAUCAGGCCCUCUUACUUGUCAAUAUGAUGAGAAUAUUGUGAACCCUAAUGGCUUUGCAACGGUGUUUCCCAUGAGCGCUACAAGCAAGAGGAAGGACAACAUUUCUCAGAGUGAGGAAGAGGAAGAGAUGAAGAGGAAGACGAGGAAGAAGAGAGAAAGUCCUCGUGAAUCGUCCAAGGAAGAGGAAGAAGAGGAAGAAGAGGAAGAAGAGGAAGACGAGGAAGAUGAUGAGAAGACUGACACCUCCUCCACCUUUUCCUCUUCCUCCUCCUCCUCCUUCUCCUCCUCCACUUCUUCCUUCUCCUCUUCUCCUGCUCCUCCUCUUCAUCCACCCUCCGUCUCUCGCAACAAUCUUCCUCCUGUUUCUCUGGUAUUCUCCUCCUCCUCCUCCUCCUCCUCUACUCCUCUUCCUUCUUCAGUCUCUCUCUCAUCUCCUUCUCCUCCUCCUCCUUCUCUAAAUAAUAGUUAUAACAAAAGAGGAAUUAAAAGCAUUGUCAUCAACGCUUCGGAGAUUCCAUCUGAAAUUAUAAGGUGUAAAGGUGGGACGCUCAGGAAUGGCGAGUCAGCGGUAGUCACAGUGAAAUCAUACAUAGUGGCUCAGACGAUGAAGAAACUGGCGAACAUUACAAGCGCAGGAUUGGAAACUCAGAAGGGCGCCACAGUCUCGCUCCACCCAAAAUUUACCUUCAACUCCACACAAAAAUGCAUUAUCAUCAACAACAAGGAGAAAGGCACACAUGACCACACCUGCCUGAGCUUUUCCCGUACGCCCACACUCCCUGACACCGACCCACACCCACGCAACGCCUCCAUCCCGCCCACGGACGCCCCUGGGACCAAUGACACAGUGGAGGACGAGGAGGAAGAAGAAGAUAUGAAUGUUUUCUUUGAAGUUUCAGUAGGAACCUAUGUAGCAAUUCACGAUGAGUACAAGUGGAACAUCUCGUUUGAGUUCCUGUCCCUGUGGCAGCUGCUGGCGGUGCUGUUCGGGUCCCUCAUGCUGCUGGUGGUGAUUGUGGCUAUAAUGAGCAAGGUGGGCUUCUUCAAGAGAGACAAAAUAACAAGAGAACAAAGGAAGGUGAUGAGAGAAAGCAUAAGAAAAAGGAGAAGUGAAAGAACAAGUGAAAGAAGGGAGAGAAGAAACGAGAAUAAUGAAAACAGAAGUGAACAAGGGAGAGAUGAAAACAAUGACAGCAGUAAUAUUGGCAAUGUUUUCGUCGUAGGAUAAUGAUGAUGAUGAUGAUGAUGAUGAUGAUGAUGAUGAUGAUGAUGAUGAUGAUGAUGAUAUUUUAGAUUGUUAUAAGUUUUUUUUUUCAAGUUUUUGUGUGUUUUUCAAUAAUACAGUAAUAAGAAUGUUUGGUUAAGUUAAUACAUACAUAUUUUUUAAGUGUGUGCUCAAAUAGUGAAUAAACUGUUAUACUUAAA